This is a messenger RNA of Impatiens glandulifera, 663 nucleotides long. RefSeq lists its product as uncharacterized. The record is from RefSeq and is a predicted model, not a curated record. The transcript is spliced from 2 exons. Bases 1 to 663 code for a protein of 220 amino acids. Lineage: Eukaryota; Viridiplantae; Streptophyta; Magnoliopsida; Ericales; Balsaminaceae.
AUGAAGCUUGUUUGGUCACCCGAUUUGGCAUCCAAGGCCUAUAUCGACACUGUUAAAUAUUGUCAAAAGAGAUGUCGAGAAUCCAGCGUCGCAGAGAUUGUAUCUGCGAUGGCCGCCGGUUGGACCGCAAAACUUAUAGUAGAAACAUGGUCAAAAGGAGGAAUAAUCACAACCAGCGUCGGUCUCGCCGUCGCAGCCCACCACUCCGGCGGGAGACACGUAUGCAUAGUCCCUGAUGAGGAAUCAAGAAAAGAGUAUUCAGAAACGGUCACAAAAACGUCAGGCGUUCAAACCGAAAUCAUCGUUGGUGAACCGGAAACGCUGGUCGCCGGUUUAAUUGGGAUCGAUUUCUUGGUGGUUGAUUGUGGGAAGAAUGAUUUUGCAAGAAUAUUUCAGGUUGCAAAAUUGGGUAAUCGAGGGGCUGUUCUUGUUUCUAAGAACGCUAGCUCAAGAGCCGUUACCGAGUUUCGAUGGCUCAGUAUACUGGACGGCGAGUCGACUCGUCGGAUUGUACGAUCGGUAUUUCUUCCGGUUGGAAAAGGGUUGAAUAUAGCUCAUGUGUCGGCGGUCGGAGAGAAGAGUUCGGCGCCGGCGAAGGGCCACAGCCGGUGGUUUAAGCAUAUUGAUAGGCAUACAGGGGAGGAAAUUGUUAUUAGGAUGUAA